Messenger RNA from Symbiodinium sp. CCMP2592, 3201 nucleotides. NCBI's taxonomy places the organism in Eukaryota, Dinophyceae, Suessiales, Symbiodiniaceae. The record is from the annotation of a GenBank genome assembly.
AUGGGCAAGAAGCGCAACCGAGUCACUAUCAAGUUUGUUCGGUGCAGAGCCGACUGCGUCAAGGAGAGUGCGCGAAAGGCUGGCUGGCGACGAUGCAGUAAAGGUGAUGACACCUGGGAUGUGGCAUGGUCCGACAGCCCGGCGGUGGUCUUCAACAGCGUCUUCCGUAUGGAGCCCUUCCAAUGCAUGAAUCAUUUCCCGUUGAUGCAGCUUAUCUGCCGCAAAGACAUGCUCGCACAGCAUCUCCAAGCAAUGCCUCAGUGCUGUCCACGCUUCGGGACCGAGGGGUUCCGCUUCGUUCCGCAGACAUGGGUGUUGCCAGGCGACUUCCAGCGCUUUUGGGCCGAUGUUCGCCAGAGCUUUGGCACCUCACAGGACGAUAUACGGGUUGACCGAGCCCGAAGCGCAGGGAAGAAGCGAGCCUGGUCUCGAGGUACAUCCGCUGACGCGACUAGCUCCGACGACUCUGAUGACGAGGAGGGGGCCUUGACGUUCAUUGCAAAGCCACGGUCUGGUGCCCGCGGUGUCGGCAUUUUUCUCUUCCAGGUCCGAGCCGCUGAUGUGCGUGGUGGCGCAUCCAGCGAUGCUCUGCGACGUGUAAUGGAGCCGAGAAGCAAGUUCGUCGUCCAGAAAUUCUUGAGCAGGCCUAUGCUGAUUGACGGCUACAAGUGGGACAUGCGCGUGUAUGUCCUCGUCACAAGCGUCCACCCACUCACGGUUUACCUGUACACCGACGGCUUGGCACGUUUUUGUACAGAUCCAUAUGAACCGCCAGCUUCUGACAACCUGAGCGAUCGUGAGAUGCACCUGACCAACUUUUCGAUCAAUUACGAGAGUGAUGCGUUUGAAGACACAGAAGAUGGGGCUACGGGCAGCAAGCGUUCAUUGCGAACUGUGCUGGACAGCUGUGUGGCGGAUGGUCAAGCCGUUUGGACGGAGAUCGCGACGUGCAUUCGCAAGACGCUCUUGGCCAUUGGCCCGAAAAUGCAGGAGAACUAUCACAGCUACUUCGGGCGCACUCGCCCGUGUUUCGAGGAGGGAUCUGGCUGCAGAAGCGCGUGCUUCGAAAUUCUUGGGUUCGAUUUCAUCCUGGACGAAGAUGAGAGGCUUUAUCUGCUGGAGGUGAACUCAGCACCAUCCCUCUCCACACCAACAGCAUUGGACGAGGAUAUCAAAAGCAGCAUGCUCGGAGAGGCCUUCCGGCUGCUUCGCAUGGACGGUUCCGCAAAAGUGCGGCACCGUGAGAAGGCCCAGCAGCGGCUAGCAGACCGGCAACAAGAACACGUGGCGCGACGAGAGGAGCUCGCACGCUUGCGCGAAGAGAGGCUGAAGUGCUCCGUGGGCUUCCUUAGCUCCUUGGGCCAGAGGAAGUUGCCGCCCAUCGCGACCAGUCGUCACGAACCUGGCGAGGCCAGCACCGAGUCGCAGAUGCCAAAGACAGGAGGAGACAAAGUUGAUGAGGGCGACACUGCUGAAGACAGCGAGUCAUCAAGCGAUGACAGCUCAUCGGUGGAGGAAAGUGAUUGGGAAGACUACGAUGAUGAAUUCUGCUUCCUUGGCACACCAGUCAGCAGGAACUAUGUCCAGAUCCUUCCGUCUGCCGACAUGGAAACAGAUGAGUGGAAGGAGAUUCAAGCAGGAGCGGCGAAGCUCGCUCAAGGCUGGAACAUCAAUGCUCGACGCCCGCAGAGCCAACCAGCCUCAGAAGCACAAGGCACAGAGUUGCCAGCCUUUCGCUCGAUGGAGGCAGAACUUCCUGCAGAGAAAAGUGCGGAGAAGGGUGCCGGUGCCGAAGCUAGAGAAGCGCUAGAGGCAGCGACGAAGCAGCAUCUCUCCGGUGCAACGUUCAAGCGGAUAUCAAGCCAUGAAGACGUGGCUGACAACUUGAACGAUGACCCAACCACUCCUUACAUCUACUUCGAGAUCCCGGGCGACCUCAGCGCCAGAGGUCGGCAGAUCGAGCGGUUUCUGUAUGCCGCUUUGCCGAAUGGUGGCGGCCCGAGGAUACCGAUUAACUUCGGUCGCCAGGUUGCUUGCCAACUUCUUGGCUGCGAGGACAAGGCCAAGAUGAGUGGCGAGCUUGGGCCUAGCCUGUCCCCGUAUGCUCAACCUGCAGUGCAGGCCGUGUUCUGCCACUUCGUAGUGCUAGACAAUGCAAGGCAUUUGGGCUUAGGCUUCGCUCCCACCCCAACAUGGGGCGAGUCGGAGCCAGCACAGUGUAGCAUUUGUAGCUGGAUGUCAUUCUGUGACCUCCACGAGUGGUUCCUGGACAAUGGUGGCGAACUGGCUCCAGGUGUCCACGUAGCAGAUUCCGCUCUCGGCGGUCGUGGACUUUUUGCCUCCACCACGCUGUCAGCGGGCUCCCAGGUUUUGUCUCUUCCUUUGGAAGCAUGCCUGUCAUCAGCAGACCCGAGUGUGGCAGACCUGCCGGUCAACUCGCUCUUCCGACUGACGGAGCUUCUUUGCGCUGAAAUACAGAAGGGUGAUGCCUCGCGAUGGGCUUGUUGGUUUCGAUCCCUUCCUCGGGAGUGCGGUAGCUGGCCCGAGUGGCGCGAGCCCGAGCUGCGGGCGGCACAGCGCGGCCCACCCGAGCUCUUCAAGGAGGCGGUCGAUCUGGCUCGCAAGCUGCCGCAGUGGCACAAGCAGCUGAGCCAGAUCUUGCCACAGAGCAUCGUUGCCGGUCUUGAUGACAAGGCAAGCUUCAGGCGAGCACUGGCCGUGCUGUUCAGUCGCCGCUUCGGCAUGCUCUGCGAUGACGCUAAGGUUGCUGUUUGUGUGCCACUGGGUGAUAUGAUCAACCAUGCCGCCACCGAAGCUAGCGUGGAGGUGCAGUAUGACCAGGCAUCGAGGCGGCUGGCAUUCGUGACCCAAGACACAGUCGCGGCUGGCGGCGAGCUUUUGAUUUGCUAUGGGCAGCUGGACAACCUGGAACUAUGCACAAGCCAUGGUUUCGUUCUACCCCAGAACCCCUGGGAUGGCAUCAUGUUGUCUGAUGGUGUCAAACUGACCCGAACAUCCCAGCUGCAACUUCCAGCGCUGACGGAGGUUCAGCGUAUGAUGGAGGACUUGCCUCCGAAAGAGGAGGAUGAUGGCGUGUGGACUGAUGAUAGCAGCUCGCAGGGCUGCCGCGCCAUUGCCAGUUAUCGGCUAAGCUACCGCCAGAUGCUGCAGCAACUGCUGGACAGCCCUGCACCUGGAUAG